Molecule: messenger RNA, 489 nt
Organism: Eimeria mitis
Lineage: Eukaryota; Apicomplexa; Conoidasida; Eucoccidiorida; Eimeriidae
Exons: 5
Coding region: 1-489 (162 amino acids)
Biological process (GO): DNA topological change
Cellular component (GO): chromosome
Molecular function (GO): DNA topoisomerase type I (single strand cut, ATP-independent) activity; DNA binding
Source: RefSeq, a predicted model, not a curated record
AUGCCGGGAUUGAGUGCAAAGAUGUUUAGAACCUACAACGCGAGCAUAACCCUUCAGCAGGAGCUUGAUAAACUCCAGCCGACACUGGAGAAGUUUAAAGAAGAAUUAGAAAAAGAGAAUAUGAAAAAAGAGGGAAAAGCAAAAACAAAAAAAGCAAAGACAGAACCACAAGCUGCUGCUGCUGCUGCUGCAGCAGCAGCAGCAACAGCAGCAGCAGCAGCAACAGCAGCAGCAGCAUCAGCAGCAGACGAUGAUGAUGCUCCCCUUAAAGAUAAAAAAAUAAAAACAGAAAUAAAUAAAAAUAAAGAAAAACAAAAAGAAGAAGAAAUACUGAAUGUAGAUAUCUCUGAUGUAAAUCAAUUGGUGCAGUUCUAUAACGAUGCAAACAGGGCAGUAGCAAUCCUAUGUAACCACCAUGCCCUAGGGGCAGUAGCGAUCCUAUGUAACCACCAUGCUCUAGGGUCCAGGGGCAGUAGCGAUCCUAUGUAA